AGAUACUUAAUUGUACCAAGCACAUCACAUUGCCUUAAUGUUAUCCCUAAACACGAUGUUUGGUAUUCAACGAAGAAAUCUGUAACUAACAUUGAACUCAAUGAAACCGACACAAAGGUACAGGUUGGCACAGCAAAAAUAGUCAAAGAAAACUUAAAAUCUACUGGACAACUAGGAAUAAUAAUAAGUGGUAUUGGAAUUACAGCUUUUGUAUUAUAUACUUUAUUUUCGGAAUUAUUCUCCAGUGAAAGUCCGGAUGCUAUUUAUAGCAAAGCUCGGGUACGUUGCAUGGAACAUCCAAAAAUUAUAGAUCUGCUUGGUGCUCCUAUAAAGGCUUAUGGUGAUGAAACAAAUCGUAGACGCAGGAGACGUAUCAAUCAUAUGUAUUUCAUUAAAGAUGGUAUCAAACAUAUGAGAUUAAAGUUUUAUUUAGAAGGAACAAGACGACGUGGAACAGCAUUUGUAGAAGUAAAGAAAAAUGAAUCUGAUAAAUAUGAAUAUUCUUAUCUAUAUGUUAUGGUGAAUCAUUUUGGAAUAAUUGCAAUAGAACCUGAACAGGAUGUUGCUGAUAUGCAAUAAAUUUAAGAAUUUAUAUUGGAUUUUAGAUGAAAAUACUAAUAUAAGAGAGAAAUAAUUAAUAAUUGUAUAAUAUAUCAAGAUAUGUAAAUAAUAUUUUAUAUUAUUAAACUUGUAUAAUGUAAUUUUAUAAAA
Messenger RNA from Cataglyphis hispanica, 711 nucleotides. Its product is annotated as mitochondrial import inner membrane translocase subunit Tim21. Gene Ontology annotation, biological process: protein import into mitochondrial matrix. The annotation marks the transcript as partial. The record is from RefSeq and is a predicted model, not a curated record. Lineage: Eukaryota; Metazoa; Arthropoda; Insecta; Hymenoptera; Formicidae. The transcript is spliced from 4 exons. Gene Ontology annotation, cellular component: TIM23 mitochondrial import inner membrane translocase complex.